This is a messenger RNA of Pogonomyrmex barbatus (red harvester ant), 1449 nucleotides long. Its product is annotated as TBC1 domain family member 4-like. NCBI's taxonomy places the organism in Eukaryota, Metazoa, Arthropoda, Insecta, Hymenoptera, Formicidae. The record is from RefSeq and is a predicted model, not a curated record.
UUUUUAUCUCAUAUCAUUGCAUGUUUCUAAAACAAACAAAAAAAUAUCUGACGUCCGAAUCUUUCGCUAAUUCUAAUAUUACCGUACCUGAAAUAAUACGAAAUCGCGCGGCAUCUACUAACAGUGUUUUAAGUGGUAGAAGAGAUUCUGCUAUUAAAGGAACCGAUGAUCACAAUCGUACUAUAGUUUUUCAGGUAGGCCGAUUUGAUUUGAGGUUGAUUAGUCCAGAUAGAAAGCAAGUUCUUCUGCACAAACAAUUAAAAGACGUGGCAAGUUGCGCACAGACAAUUAGUGCAUCAAGCUUUUCUUACGACUUGCGAUGUUGCAAGAAAAGAGGUAUCCUGUAUUUUCUUACGAACAUUGUCGUAUGUACUGAUAAAAUAAAUAAUGCCAAGAAAUUGAAGGACAAAAUGAUAAAAAAGUGCAAAGCAUUAUUUUUUCCCGUAUGGAAUUAUUGCCGGAGGACGAGCAGGAGAUCGUGAUAAGCAAAUAUAAGGAUGCCAAGGCUGCAGGUAAUAUUGGUGCAAGUUCCUCGAGUUUACGAGAGCAAAAUCAAUUCUUAAUGCGAUUAUUGCGUGCUCAUUGCGAGUCAAAACAAGCUAGACACGUACAUGAUACGGUUGAGAAUAGGCAAUGCAGUAUAUUGAGUGAAUUUCUCAAUCAAUAUCUAAGUGUCGGCAUAGGUAGCAUGAUAUUCAUGAAAGCAAAGCGCUCUCUUACGAAUAGUUUCGACACUCUUAUGAAGAGAAAAGGUUCACGUGACAAUUUUGGCUUAGGCCCGCAAUUGAGAGAUCUGAAUGCAGUAGUACAAAAGAAUGAUAGUCAAAAUCCAGAUAACUCGUGACAGUCAUCUAUACUGGAUAUUUCACCGGAAUCGAGUAGAUCAAGAUCAUUAUGUGUUUCGCCUGAACAACAAAUAGAUGUAAAUAACGGACGAAAGAGUUCCAUGAUGGAUAUCUUUUUAAAAGUUGGCAAUUCCGAAAACAUCCCCAAUGGACUGAUGGAAGUAGCACAAGUAGCCAAUAGUUCGUGACGACAAACGAUACUAAACAGAGUUAUGACACCGAAUAAAGAUCAUAACGCUAGAGAAAUUGAAAAAAUUAAUAUUCUCAAAAGUUCGUAAAAUGUAGAUCAAAACAAAAAUUACGAGACUUGUGAAAGAAAGCGAUUAAUCAACAAUUGAUAUCAUGCAAUUAUAUUCAGAAAGCGAUCAAUGUUGCAUGACGGUUUUACAUAAACAAUGGAUACGCUAAUUGAUUUGAUGUCUAUUGCUAGGCCAUCAUUAAAUAGAACGUUACCGAGCAAAAUUGUCAUGGCGCGGUUGAUCUUGCAAAAUUAUUUGUCUGCAAACAAAAAGAACAUCACGAAGAAAUACGCACACGUUCGAGAAUUCUACAUUAUUGUGUAAUAUUUUGUAUAUGAGCGAUUUUUAUAAGAUUUAUAUUCUAU